AACGGCUCUCGACCUCAACGAAGGUGGCGAUCAUGAGCUUAUGGAGGAAUUGAAUCUCCGAGUCACGAGAAGCUACAUACGUCGUAAGAGCUUACACGCGAAGAUUUCUUUAUUUCGAAACUUUCUUCAGCAACGUUCAAUUACGUCGUCAGAAGCUUCCGAUACCCCCUGAAACUCUUUCUAACCUGCUGUGGUUUCUAAUAUUUCGGAUUUGACAAGCUGGAUCACUCGGAAGUCACCAGUAUGUUCGUAGACGCCCGCAACGAGAUUCGUCCCCAAGCGGACAACUUCAUCGGCAUCGAUGUCGGGACCGGCAGUGCCCGUGCCUGUGUAAUGAACGACCAAGGUGAUAUCAUCGGACUCGCAUCCGAGAACAUCGGUCUCUGGACGCCGCAAACAGAAUACUAUGAACAAUCCACCACCGAUAUCUGGCGCUGCAUCUGCAUCUGCAUCCACCGAGUCAUGUCGCAACAUAAUAUCGACCCGAACAGCAUCCGCGGCAUCGGCUUCGACGCGACCUGUUCUCUCGCCGUCUUCGACGCCGAGACCAAUGAGCCAGUCUGCAUAACUGGCCCGGACUUCUCUAACCGCGACGGAAACGACCGGAACGUGGUGCUCUGGCUCGACCACCGCCCCGUCGAAGAAACGCAGAAGAUCAACGCCACCGGACACAAUCUGCUGAAAUAUGUCGGAGGAACAAUGAGCAUCGAAAUGGAGAUUCCAAAGGUGCUGUGGUUGAAGAACAACAUGCCGUCGGAACUGUUCAAUCGGUGCAAGUUCUACGAUUUGGCGGACGCGCUGACGCAUAUGGCGACUGGGGGAGAGACGAGGUCGUUCUGCAGCACGGUGUGCAAGCAGGGGUUUGUGCCGGUGGGUGUGGAUGGGAGCGUGAAAGGAUGGCAGGAAGAUUUCCUGACUGAGAUUGGACUACCGGAGUUGUGUGAAGACAACUUUAAGCGGAUGGGGGGAGUGGAUGGAGUAAACGGAACCUAUCUCACAGCAGGUGAAUACGUUGGGCCCCUAUCCGAGCGCGCGGCAGCAGAAAUGGGCCUCAUUCCCGGCAUCGCCGUUGGUUCGGGUGUCAUCGACGCCUACGCCGGCUGGGUCGGCACAGUCGGCGCGAAAGUGUCCCUAUCUGAAGACGAACUCGACACCUCCAUGCCCAACAACUCCAUGGACCAAGCAUACACCCGCCUGGCCGCCGUCGCCGGCACCUCCACCUGCCAUCUCGCACUGAGUCCCGACCCGGUCUUUGUGAAAGGCGUCUGGGGACCCUACCGUGACGUGUUGAUCCCAGGCAAAUGGCUCGCGGAAGGCGGACAGAGUGCCACGGGCGAGUUGCUGAAGCACCAGAUCGAGACGCACCCGUCGCAUCUAGAAGCGAAGGCACUCGCGGAAGGACAUAAUCUCAACGUUUACGACUACCUCAACCAGCGCCUGGAAGACCUCGUCGAGGCGGCGAAAGUCCCCUCGAUGACUUACCUCGGCCGCCACUUCUUCUUCUACGGCGACCUCUUUGGCAACCGCUCCCCCAUCGCGGACCCGAACAUGCGCGGCUCUGUAGUCGGCCUGUCCUCGGACAAGUCGGUCGACGGGCUUGCGCUGUACUACUACGCGACGAUGGAGUUCAUCGCGCUGCAGACGCGGCAGAUUGUCGAGGCGAUGAACUCGGCCGGGCACAGCAUCAGCAGCAUCUUCAUGAGCGGCUCGCAGUGCCAGAACGAGGUGCUGAUGAAGCUGAUCGCGACGGCCUGCGGCAUGCCGGUGCUGAUUCCGAGGUACGUGCACGCGGCAGUAGUGCACGGCGCAGCGAUGCUGGGGGCGAAGGCGGCGAGCGAGGCGCGGGCAAAGAGCGAGGGCGGGGAGGGGGAGGAUCUGUGGUCGAUUAUGGACCGGAUGAGUAAGAGUGGGAAGGCAGUGUAUCCGGGCAAGAGCGAUCAGGAGAAGAAGCUGUUGGAGGCAAAGUAUAAGGUGUUCUGGGAGAUGUGCGAGGGCCAGCAGCGGUGGAGGAGGGAGGUGGAUACGGCGGUUGAGGGAUGGGUUGUCUGAGCUGGGGAACUCUGGUGUUUCGGUGGUUUUCGAUUCGGGACGCGUGAUCAAAAAUUAUUGGAGCGGAGCUGGCGGAACGCGAUGGGUUUUCGAUAGUCUCCAUGAUUGUCACGAUACGAUCAAUAGAGUGUGGUGAUAAGAACAAUAGCUGGGACUCAAUUAGCAGCGGUACGGAUGUCCUAUCAUAAUUUCGUCGUUCUAUCAGUAGUUAUCCUAAGUUGAGAAAGUCGAAAACCAAAAUUGAUUGGAUUUCAAAUCGCC
Molecule: messenger RNA, 2310 nt
Organism: Eremomyces bilateralis CBS 781.70
Lineage: Eukaryota; Fungi; Ascomycota; Dothideomycetes; Eremomycetales; Eremomycetaceae
Product: Pentulose kinase
Exons: 3
Coding region: 244-2049 (601 amino acids)
Biological process (GO): carbohydrate metabolic process
Molecular function (GO): phosphotransferase activity, alcohol group as acceptor; kinase activity
Source: RefSeq, a predicted model, not a curated record